This is a messenger RNA of Pogoniulus pusillus (Red-fronted tinkerbird), 3166 nucleotides long. RefSeq names its product alpha and gamma adaptin binding protein (gene AAGAB). The coding region runs from base 61 to 1002 and encodes 313 amino acids. The record is from RefSeq and is a predicted model, not a curated record. The transcript has 10 exons. NCBI's taxonomy places the organism in Eukaryota, Metazoa, Chordata, Aves, Piciformes, Lybiidae.
CCUCCGCCGCAGCCGGCUGUGCGGUAGCGGCGGGCCGGAAGGGGCGCGGCGGCGGGCGCCAUGGCGGCGGCGGGGCCCUUCGCUCUGGUGACCAGCUGCGCCGCCGGCUUCGCGGCAGAGGAGCUCGUCAAACGUAUCACAGGAAGAGACAAUCUUACUGUGGGUGCAAUUGCAAGUGGAAGAGUGAAUUUUUACCCCUGGACAAUAGACAAUAAAUAUUAUUCAGCAGACAUUCACUUCUGUGUAGUACCCAACACAUUUCAUGUUACUGCAGAUAUUGCUGAAUCUGUGCAAGCAUUUGUUGUGUACUUCGACAGCACAAUAAAAUCUGGACUUGACAGUGUUUGUGAAUGGCUUCCACUAACAGAGGAGUGGUUACCAGAAGUCAUGAUCCUGGUUUGUAACAGAGUUUCUGAAGAUGGUGUUAACAGACAGAAAGCUCAAGAAUGGUGCAUCAAGCAUGGCUUUGAACUGGUGGAACUUAACCCUGAGGAGCUGCCUGAUGAAGAUGAUGAUUUUCCAGAGUCCACCGGAGUGAAGCGAAUCGUACAAGCCUUGAAUGCCAACGUGUGGUCCAAUGUAGUCAUGAAGAGUGACAGGACCCAAGGCUUUGGCCUGCUCAGUACCUUAGCAGGUGGAAACUGUAGCAUUGGGUCAGAAGAGAACCAAGAUACAGAAUCCAAUCCAUCAGCAGCAGAUGAAAAAUCCCAGUUAGACAACAGAGAAGAUGGAGCAAGCACCAACAGCCUGCAGACUGACAGCGUGGAAGACCCCAUGUUAGAUACAGACAUUCAAGAGUUAGCCAACCUCACCACCAGAGACAGUGACCUGGAGAACUUUGAAAGGCUCUUCACAAAGCUGAAAGAAAUGAAAGAUAAAGCUGCCACAUUGCCUCAUGAACAAAGGAAGCUACAUGCAGAAAAGGUGGCCAAAGCGUUCUGGAUGGCGAUCGGAGGGGACAGAGAUGAAAUUGAAGGUCUCUCCUCAGACGAAGAAAACUAAGCUGUGUAGCUGCAGGCAUCAGAGCAGUGCUAAAAGAGAUCUUUCCCUGCAGUGAGUGUUGAUUGUGAAAAGCCCCAUUUAGCUUUAGUUGCUUGCUUUGGUUAAAGGAUUCUCCACAUCACUGUAACUAAGUGACACAUUCCACACCUCCUAAUGGGUCGAGUGGCUCUGUCUGACUCUUCAUUUGUUCUCUCUCAGAGGGUUUUGGAAGGUGGUGCAUGCAGGGAGAGGAAGUGGUAAUAAUUAGUUUACUUUUUUAUUUCAAAUGAACAUUUUUAUAGUUUCCUUGUUGGAGUUUAAAUAAACCAAUUGACUACCAGUUAUCUCUCAACAUAUGGCUGGUGGUUGUUAAGUGACUACUUCAUCCUCAGCUCCACAUUUCAGAUACAGGCCUGGCUGAUGGUUUUAUGUAGCCAUAGAGCUGAAUUCCCAGUUCAAACAAACCAGAUUUCUAUGAGCCACGAAGGAAGAAUUGCUGAAUUGUGCCCUGCUGUGAGAUGCUCUCUGCCAGGGCUGCAAGAUGAAUCCUGCCCAGUGCCAAAGCUAUUAAAAGUGGCCCAGAGGCUUUGAAUUCUGUUUGUGUGCAUGCCCCUGUGCUCCUCUGGGAAGCCAGGUGUUGUGCCAUACUCCCUGCAUUGCCAUUAGAAACUAAAUUCAGAAUUAAAUGCAAGACAGAUUUUGGCUGCUGUUCCAGGGGUGAAGUUCCAUGCCUGAGCCUCCUGCAGCGCUUGGCUUCCAAGGGCUGCAGAAUGCAGAGACCUUCUGCUGGUCAAUUCUGGCCUAAAGGCCUAAAGACAGAAGCUAUGAUCUCAAAAACUCUACACUGAUGGAUUCAGUCAGCAGAACAUGAGCCAGCCUGGGCCCAGUUGGCCAAGAAAACCAACAGCAUUGUGGAUUGGAUCAGGAAUGGUGUGGCCAGCAGGACCAGGGCAGUGAUUGUCCUGUACUCAGCACUGGUGAGGCCAUCCCUCAAAUACUGGGUGCAGUUUUGGGCCCCUCACUACAAGAAGGACAUUGAGAUGCUGGAGUGGGUCCAGAGGAGGGCAGUGAAGCUGAUGAAGGGUCUGGAAAACAGGUUUGGAGAGGAGCAGCUGAGGGAGCUGGGGUUGUUUAGCCUGAAGAAAAGAAGGCUGAGGAGAGACCACCUGGUUCUCCACAGCUCCCUGAAAGGUGGGGGGUUCAGUCUCUUCUCCCAGGGAACAAGCAAUAGGGCAAGUUGCCCCAGGGGAGGUUUAGCUUGGACAUGAGGAACAAUUUCUUCUCCAGAGGGUUGUCAAGGCCCUGCCCUUGGCUGCUCAGAAGAGUGGUGGAGUCCCCAUCCCUGGAGGGCUUCCAAAGCUGUGUAGAUGUGGGGCUGUAGGACAUGGUUUGGUGGUGAGCUGGCAGUGCUGGGGUAAUAGUUGGACUCCAUGAUCUUAACGGUCUCUUCCAACCAAAACAACUCCAUGAUUCUAUGAUUUAUUACAGGCUGAUGCUCCUGUAGGUUCAUUCCAAGGCACCAGAGUACAGGUCGCAAAUUGCUGCUUUUUAUGAUAUCAAGGGUUAGAAAAAGCCUUUGUCCUCAGAUGCAGUGUGUUGGCAUCUGUGCAGGCACACAGCUGCAGACCCGAUGGAGAGUCUAAACAUCAAGGUAGUGAGAAAAAGGAGGAAGGCACAGGUGGAGAGGGAGCGAGUGGAAUGCCUCCCUGUCACCUCUUCUACUGCAGUCAGCCAUCAGAUACAGUCAGUGGAUCAGUUUCAGCCCUUAAGAAACAGAGCAGAAGCCUCUAAGGCUCCCUGACAGGAGGCUGGAGUGAGGCAAGUGGUGGACCAGGAUGCCCAGAGAGGCUGGGGAGUCUCUUUCUCUGGAGCUUCCAAACCCACCUGGCCAUUGUGAUCCUGGGCAAGCUGCUGUGGGUGCCUCUGCUUUAGCAGGGGGUGGACUGGAUGAUCUCCAGAGGUCACUUCCAACCCCCACCAUGCUGGGAUUUGGUGAGAUAUUAGGAAAUAGUUUUAAUGAUCUUAAAGAGUAUUGGUUUUAAAUCGAGUUUAGUUUGCUGGUAGCUUGGGUUUUGUUCUGGGGGUUGUUGUUUGGGUUUUUUUCUGCAGUCUUUGUGCCUCCAGAAUUUCUUUACAAAAUAGAUGUGACCAAAAUGAAUAAAUGGGGCAUUAGUGGAACAGUAAA